AUGAACGACAUCUCCAGCAUGCAGAAGAUGGGUGGUGGCGGCGGUGGCCCCGGUGUCCUGUGCAAGGUGUGCGGAGAUCGGGCUUCGGGCAAACACUACGGCGUUCCGUCCUGCGACGGUUGCCGUGGAUUCUUCAAACGCAGCAUCCGAAGGAACCUGGAGUACGUGUGCAAGGAGGGCGGCAAGUGUGUGGUGGACGUGUCCCGGCGGAACCAGUGCCAGGCGUGUCGCUUCGCCAAGUGUCUCCAGGCGAACAUGCGUCGGGAAGCCGUCCAACACGAGCGAGCUCCCCGGAACUGCGCCGGCCCACUGGCGGCGGUCAAUGCGCUGUCCGCCCACGGUGACUACUACGCAUCGAGGGCAUCCUUUUCGCUGCCCCAGACGAAUCUGUUCUUUCCGCUUCCACUGCACAUUACGGCGUCCGCAGCGGGAGGCUUCGCUCCACUCGGCGAAUCUGGCCGUUUCUUUUCCCCAUAUGCGGCCCAAUCAGCGGCGGCGCUUACCAAUGCUGCCGCCGCCAGUUCCGGCGGUGGAACGAACAACGUGUUCGAUCACUUCUCCCCACCGCCAUCGACCGCAUUUCAACCGAUCAGUUUGCCACAGCCACUUUCCGGCUCGAUUCAGGUUCCGGUUCCACUUCAACCGACCUCGUCGGGCACGCUGGCACCGAAGUCCACGUCGCACCACAUCGGCAAACCGACGUCCAUGUCCGAGUCCAUGUUCAACAGUAUCACCGGGGACUCGCUGGUCCUACCGGCACCACCUCCGAUGCACUCUAUCAGUUCAAUCCUGAGUCUCAGUUCGGCCAAAGAGAACGAAGUCAGCAGUACCGGCGAGGAACCGGGUGGAAGUCCGACGGGCAGAGCUCGCGCGGGAACGGAACCGACGACGCAGGCCUUCGUGAAAAGUGAAACCGACAUGCUGCUGGAAUCGGCCGCCAAGCUACUCUUCCUGGCGGUCAAGUGGGCCAAAACGGUACCCUCGUUUCUUCAACUGCCUGCUAGCGAUCAGAAGGUCCUCUUGGAGGAGGCCUGGGCGGAGUUGUUUGUCAUCACCGCCGCGCAAUGGGGACUUCCCAUCGACAGCGAUUUCAUCGCACGCAAUCCAUUGGCGGUCAAGCUGCAGAGUGCCAUCCAACAGUUCGGUGCCGCCCGUAUCGAUUACCGAGAGGCGGCCUGCCUGAAAGCACUCGUCCUUUUCCGGCCCGAUCAACCCCGGCUGUAUGCGGCCCACGAGGUGCUGCUGCUGCAGGAUCAAACCGUCGCCCUGUUGCACGAAAAGUGCGGUGGAGUCCGGCUAGGUCACCUUCUAUUACUCCUCCCGGCCAUAAAGGCCGCGGCUAACCCUAAGGUGCUGCAGGAGAUGCUUUUCCGGAAGACGGUCGGCGAGGUGGCCAUCGAGCGAUUGCUGCUCGAUCUGAUGAAAACAUAG
Molecule: messenger RNA, 1431 nt
Organism: Anopheles coustani
Lineage: Eukaryota; Metazoa; Arthropoda; Insecta; Diptera; Culicidae
Product: nuclear receptor subfamily 2 group E member 1-like
Exons: 4
Coding region: 1-1431 (476 amino acids)
Biological process (GO): anatomical structure development; regulation of transcription by RNA polymerase II; cell differentiation
Molecular function (GO): RNA polymerase II cis-regulatory region sequence-specific DNA binding; nuclear receptor activity; zinc ion binding
Source: RefSeq, a predicted model, not a curated record